CGGUCAUGUGAUCAGCUGUGUCCAAUCACAGCUGAUCACAUGGGACAUCUACACUGAUCAUCAGAGCACUGAUAAUCAGUGUGCACUGAUGAUAAGUGUAGCCCCAGCAGUGCCACCUGUCAGUGUUCAAUCAGUGCCAUGUGCCAGUGCCCAUCAGUGCCACGUGCCUGUGCCCAUCAGUGCCACGUCAAUGCCACAUAUCAGUGCCUACCAGUGCACAUCAAUGCCACAUAUCAGUGCCCAUCUGAGCUGCCUUUCAGUGUCACCCAUCAGUGCCAGUCAGUGCCACCUAUCAAUGUCAAUCAGUGCCACGUAUCAGUGCUGCCAAUCAGUG
Molecule: messenger RNA, 334 nt
Organism: Staurois parvus
Lineage: Eukaryota; Metazoa; Chordata; Amphibia; Anura; Ranidae
Source: the annotation of a GenBank genome assembly